Microdochium trichocladiopsis is the source of this 1317-nucleotide messenger RNA. RefSeq names its product putative 2-hydroxyhepta-2,4-diene-1,7-dioate isomerase. Gene Ontology annotation, biological process: L-tyrosine catabolic process; homogentisate catabolic process; L-phenylalanine catabolic process. Lineage: Eukaryota; Fungi; Ascomycota; Sordariomycetes; Xylariales; Microdochiaceae. The record is from RefSeq and is a predicted model, not a curated record. The transcript has 5 exons. Gene Ontology annotation, molecular function: fumarylacetoacetase activity. The coding region runs from base 1 to 1317 and encodes 438 amino acids.
AUGGUGUCACACCCAGUUCCAGUCCCACCGGGCUGCCCCUUCACCUUGGCGCACAUACCCUUUGGUAUCUUCAGCACUGUGGAAAAUGCCGAGAGACGGGUCGGCGCAGCCAUAGGAGACCAUGUGGUCGAUAUUUCCGUGCUUGAGCAGUCGUCCUUCUUGGAUGAUAUAGGCCUGCACCAGCUUAAAGCCGACUUGACCAACAACCCCAUCGGCCGCCACGACGACCUCGGUAGGAUUGCCGCGUUGCCAGCACAGGCAAGGUCCCAACUGCGCCAUGGCCUACAGUCCUGGCUCGGCAACAGCGCGUCGCCACUGUUCGUCGAUGCCGGCCUGAACGAGCACGUGUUUGUGUCUCGGGCGGCUGCCACGAUGCAUCGCCCGUUCAACAUCCAGGACUUCACAGACUUUAUGUGCGCCGAUGUGCAUGUCGACAAUUGUAGUAAGCUUGCCGGAGCAGCAACACCGCCGAGUCACUAUGCGAUGCCCUUGGGUUACAACGGUAGAGCUUCAUCAGUCGUGAUAGACGGCGAGCCGGUCCACCGCCCCCACGGAAUGGUGCGAGAUCCGAAGACCCUUUCGAUAUCAUUCCAGCAGAGCCAGCGGGUGGACUUUGAGGUCGAGAUCGGCUUCUUCCUCUCGCAGCCUCUGCCCCAGGGCAGGACCGUCAGCGCCGACGAGGCCGGCGACUACAUCUUCGGCGUCGUCUUGCUCAACGACUGGUCCGCGAGAGAUGUCCAGUUCGCCGAGAUGACCCCCCUCGGCCCCUUCAAUGGCAAGGCGUUCGCCACGAGCAUCUCACCGUGGGUGACGACCCUUGACACUCUCCAGGGGUCCAAGUGCGCGUCUCCUGCGGCAGACCUCCGCAAGGGAGGAUCGACGGGCGCGGCGCACUUGCGACACAGCGACGAAAAGUCCACGUGGGAUCUGGAGUUUGAGGUGUCUGUCUCCAGGCCGAAAUCGACCAGCAAUGGACCGCUGUUGACGUCGCAGUCUAAUCUCCGCGAUCUCCGGUGGUCACCCGGCCAGAUGCUGGCGCACCUCGCCUCGUCAGGCUGCGGGCUCAGCACGGGUGAUCUCAUCGGAUCCGGCACAAUCUCGUCCCCGAACGACUCCCCAGCUCGUCGGACGCUGGGAUGCCUGCUCGAGCUGACCGAGGGCGGGAGCGUCCCGCUGGGUAGGAGCUCCGAUGACGAAAAGCUCACGUUCCUCAAGGACGGGGACGUGGUUGCCAUGAGCGCCUGGGACUCGGCGCGAAGUUUCGGGCUUGCGCCGUUGAGCUCGCCGCUGCUUGCUUCCCAACGGGGUGGGGAGUGA